Molecule: messenger RNA, 420 nt
Organism: Histoplasma mississippiense
Lineage: Eukaryota; Fungi; Ascomycota; Eurotiomycetes; Onygenales; Ajellomycetaceae
Exons: 2
Coding region: 1-420 (139 amino acids)
Source: RefSeq, a predicted model, not a curated record
AUGCGGUUCCAUACAACGAUUUCCAGGUUGCCAAUAAUCGCUGCGAGAUGUAGCGAGGUAUUGCUCUUGUCGUCGAAGUUUGGGUUCUCCAGGAACCUGGGGUUAUUCUUUAUGAUACGCUUCACCAGCAAGACAUCGUUCCACAGGAUAGCGCUCCGCAAGCGGACAUGCACUGCGUACAUCAUCUCCUGGGACACCGGCAAGUUGCUACGGUCAAAGUUGCAGGUCUUCCAUGUUCUCUUCGGGAGUUUCAAGAAGUUGAACGUCUAUGGGAAGGUUGGUCAGGGGCCAUGGAACGGGGUUCAGAUGGCUGCCGAGAAGCUAACCCGUGGUAGAAAAGGAAACCAAAAUGUCGUCCAGGAGUCGAGGGUUACACUUGAGCACGGCUUUCAAAAAGUGGAACGUGGUGAUAAAUCUUAG